Molecule: messenger RNA, 4499 nt
Organism: Erpetoichthys calabaricus (reedfish)
Lineage: Eukaryota; Metazoa; Chordata; Cladistia; Polypteriformes; Polypteridae
Gene: ago2
Product: argonaute RISC catalytic component 2
Exons: 19
Coding region: 217-2787 (856 amino acids)
Biological process (GO): regulation of DNA-templated transcription; regulatory ncRNA-mediated gene silencing
Cellular component (GO): RISC complex
Molecular function (GO): endoribonuclease activity, cleaving siRNA-paired mRNA; RNA binding; protein binding
Source: RefSeq, a predicted model, not a curated record
CCUCAACGUGUGGCAUGGACUAAGAGGGGGAGGAGGAAAACCAAAAAGAGUGAUAAGUCUGAAUAGCUAGCCUAUGUUUGUUCAAGCUUGAAAUAAAGUCUGUCACAAGAAUUUUUUUUUUUUUUUACCAUCUUGCUUUUUUUUUCUUGUGCAGACACCUAUUAUUUUUAACUGUUUUAUUAUUUUUGAAGCAAGUGUGACGUCUGAGCCGCAAAAAUGUAUGCAGGAGGAGCGGCUGGUGCACCGCCAUCUCCACCAGCACAAGACUUAGGUUUCAAGCCUCCAUCACGUCCAGACUUUGGAACUAUGGGCAGAAUAAUCAAACUGCAGGCAAACUUUUUUGAGAUGGACAUUCCAAAAAUUGAAGUGUACCAUUACGAAAUUGAUAUCAAGCCCGAAAAGUGUCCCAGAAGAGUGAACAGAGAAAUAGUUGAACAUAUGGUGCAGCACUUUAAAACUCAGAUAUUUGGAGAUCGGAAGCCCGUAUAUGAUGGAAGGAAAAAUCUGUACACUGCAAUGUCUCUUCCAAUUGGACGUGAUAAAGUUGAGCUAGAGGUCACUAUCCCAGGAGAAGGGAAAGACAGAAGUUUUAAAGUGGCAAUAAAAUGGGUUUCAUGUGUCAGUCUUCAAGCUCUUCAUGAUGCGCUUUCAGGUCGAUUACCAAACAUUCCCUUUGAAACUAUUCAGGCACUGGAUGUGGUUAUGAGGCACCUGCCCUCAAUGAGGUACACACCUGUUGGUCGUUCAUUUUUUACUCCUUCUGAGGGCUGUUCAAAUCCCCUUGGUGGAGGAAGGGAAGUAUGGUUUGGUUUUCAUCAGUCUGUCAGGCCAUCACUUUGGAAAAUGAUGCUAAACAUUGAUGUGUCAGCUACAGCUUUUUACAAAGCUCAGCCUGUUAUUGAGUUCAUGUGUGAGGUGCUGGAUUUCAAAAGUAUUGAAGAACAGCAAAAGCCACUUACGGAUUCACAGAGAGUUAAGUUUACAAAAGAAAUUAAAGGCCUGAAAGUGGAGAUAACACACUGUGGACAGAUGAAGAGGAAAUACAGAGUCUGUAAUGUAACAAGAAGGCCAGCAAGUCACCAAACGUUUCCUCUUCAGCAAGAAAAUGGGCAAACAAUUGAAUGUACUGUGGCACAGUAUUUUAAGGACAAAUAUAAGUUAGUCCUGCGUUAUCCCCAUCUCCCAUGUUUGCAGGUUGGACAGGAGCAAAAACAUACUUACCUUCCUCUAGAAGUUUGUAAUAUAGUGGCGGGGCAAAGAUGUAUAAAGAAACUAACAGACAAUCAGACUUCCACAAUGAUUCGUGCAACAGCAAGGUGUGCACCAGAUCGGCAGGAUGAGAUCAGCAAACUGAUGAGAAGUGCCAAUUUCAACACUGAUCCUUAUGUUCAAGAAUUUGGAGUUUUGGUAAGAGAUAACAUGACAGAAGUAAACGGCCGUGUUCUUCAGGCACCUUCAAUACUUUAUGGAGGUCGGAAUAAGGCAAUUGCCACUCCAAUCCAAGGGGUUUGGGAUAUGAGGAACAAACAAUUCCACACUGGUAUUGAAAUCAAAGUUUGGGCUAUUGCCUGCUUUGCACCCCAGCGACAAUGCACUGAACUUUUACUUAAAGCAUUUACAGACCAGCUACGUAAAAUAUCUCGAGAUGCGGGUAUGCCGAUCCAAGGUCAGCCAUGUUUUUGCAAGUAUGCCCAAGGAGCUGACAGUGUUGAGCCCAUGUUCAAGCACCUAAAAUACACUUACCAAGGACUUCAACUCAUUGUGGUGAUACUCCCAGGAAAAACACCAGUUUAUGCCGAAGUUAAGAGGGUUGGUGACACAGUCCUAGGAAUGGCGACUCAGUGUGUUCAGGUGAAAAAUGUGCAAAAAACAACACCUCAGACUCUUUCCAAUCUGUGUCUAAAAAUAAAUGUGAAACUUGGAGGCGUAAAUAACAUCCUCUUACCACAGGGAAGGCCGUUGGUUUUUCAGCAACCUGUUAUAUUCUUAGGUGCUGAUGUGACUCACCCUCCAGCUGGUGAUGGAAAAAAACCUUCUAUAGCAGCUGUUGUCGGAAGCAUGGAUGGGCAUCCUAGUCGAUACUGUGCAACAGUGCGAGUUCAGCAGCAUAGACAAGAGAUUAUUCAGGACUUAGCUACCAUGGUGAGAGAACUUCUUAUCCAGUUUUACAAGGCAACACGUUUUAAACCAACACGCAUUAUUUUCUAUCGUGAUGGAAUAUCUGAAGGACAGUUUCAUCAGGUGCUUCAUUAUGAGCUGCUUGCAAUUCGUGAAGCCUGCAUUAAGUUGGAAAAGGAUUACCAACCUGGUAUUACUUUCAUAGUUGUGCAGAAACGCCAUCAUACCCGGCUCUUUUGUAUGGAUAGGAAUGAAAGAGUUGGAAAGAGUGGUAACAUACCUGCAGGCACCACUGUUGACACCAAAAUUACUCACCCCUCAGAGUUUGAUUUCUACUUAUGUAGCCAUGCUGGCAUUCAGGGAACAAGUCGACCAUCUCAUUACCAUGUACUGUGGGAUGACAACCAUUUUUCUUCAGACGAACUACAGGUCCUUACUUACCAGCUGUGCCACACCUAUGUGCGUUGCACACGCUCUGUUUCUAUCCCAGCGCCUGCUUAUUACGCACACCUGGUAGCAUUCCGGGCACGAUAUCACCUUGUUGAUAAGGAGCAUGACAGUGCCGAAGGAAGCCAUACAUCAGGACAAAGCAAUGGGAGGGAUCAGCAGGCUUUGGCAAAGGCAGUUCAAAUUCACCAGGACACUCUCCGCACAAUGUAUUUUGCAUGAUUUAUGUAAGAAAACCAAUGAGGGUUUGCAAAAAUGUAAACUGUAGGUUGCUGAACAGAACUGGGCGUAGAUCUGACCAUCUGCACUUUCAAAUAUGCCACAUAUAUUUAUAUACAUACAUUUACUUUUUUAAAAUUUUGAAAAUACCACCCAGGCAGUGGCCUCAGCACUCAAAUGUGUCAUGCAUUAACAGUUGAAAGGGUAUGGAGUUUGAGGAUUUCUUAGUGUGUGUUUUUUAUAUAUGUACAGUAUAUAUUUUUUUUAUUGUUUUAGUUUCAAAAUUGAAAAAAAUGCUCAGGAUACAGAUUCAUAAUGUUGUACUAAACUUUACAGAGCAGUAUUUUUGUAAGGUAGUUUAAUCUGCUGAGUCCUGCUGCUUUUGUAUAUGGAUGAAAUGUAGUCUUGUGCUUUAUAGGGAAAAGUGAAGUUGUCUGCCAAAGCAUUGUUAUGUUUGUUUACUAGUAGUGCCACAUUAAGACUGUAUUUUGCUAGUACUGUGUAGAAACAUAUAGUUGCAAACUGAAGUCUCAUCCUACAAUCCUUUGGUUUGUAAAGGUUAGUCAAAUUAGCCAUUAUACUAUAAAUCACUACUGCACUUUUUACUGAACUAUUGACUUCCAACAUUGCUGCAUUGUAUUUGCUUUUAGUUGUCUCCAUUUGAGUAUAGCCAGUUGUAACAUUUCCAACAAUUAAAAUAGAUUUAGAAUUGCCUUUUCUUUCAUGGGCAAUGUGGCACAAUCACAAUUUAGUUAUCUAGAUAUUACACAUGUGUAUACUCCAUUGUGUAAUUAUAUUACACAAUAUCUUUGUUUAUACGUAAGAUUUCAUGUCUUCAGGUUUCAAUUUCUUUAUUAUUUUACAUUGUCUCCAGUGAGUCUUUUUUAAUAAGAGCUAUUGUAGAGAUGUCAUAACUGCACCUCAUUUUUAUUUUUUUUUAAACUACACACAUUAAUUGCUGUUCUAAAUAAGUUUUGUAUUUCAUGCUGUUAAAAUUCCUGCGUCAAAUGCCGUUUCAUAUAAUCAUAUUUUAAAUUCUGUCUUUCAGUGGAUUAGUAGUUUACAGGGAAAUUAAAGAUGAUCAAUCCAUAUGACAUAUUCUAAAUUUAAUCAUGAACAAAAUUUUAGACAGUCUCCUACCCCGUUAAACUGAUCAGUAAACCAGGCCUAAUGUGACUGAGCAUUGGAUUAUAAUACUUUAAUUUAUUUACUGGCAUAAGUAGCUAAUGCUUUUUUUUUUUUUUUUUUUUUUUAAGAAUUAGAUAUGCUUUCUCCUGUUUACAUUUUUUCUUAAAACUUCGUUACUAUUUGGAGAAAAAGGGCCUAAUGCCAUGAUAAAGCUACACAGAGGCAGCUCCACAGAUAAUUCAGGUGUUUUAUUUUCUCUCACAAAACCUCCCCAAGAAUAUUGUAUUUUACAGUCUGGUAGGCUAAAUGGGUAAUCAUUUUAAUAGGUGUUUCCCAAUUUUUGUUUCUGAAUCUACAUAUUUUCUUUUGAGGGCUAGAGCAAUAUAUCAGUUUAUGACAGAGUAGCACUUUCAUAUUUUUUACAUUCCUUUCAUUAAUUAUUUAAACUGAUUUAAAGCGUACCAGUUCCUAUUUACUCUUUGAGGAAUUCCCUUUCUUUGUGAACAGUUUUAUAAUAUAUGAAACCUUUAUUGCGGUGACUAGGUUUUUGCACUGAAAAAUACCUUUGUAGUUUAACACUUUAUUUA